CCUCGAAAAAAAAAUUAAAACCCAUUCUGGCAAUCGCUCAGCGCCGCCUGGCACUACAUUCUCGCAUCGCCUCGACAGAAAGAUCUUACGGAGGCGCACGUAUUGGUGCGGUUCAGCGUCCGCCUCGGCCUCCAGCGAUUUUCACCAUUGAACCAAACAACACACUGGGAGAUUAAACUCGGGGAACCCUAAACCCUAACUCACGAAAUUGCGUCACUAAUGGCGGAGAGUUCUUCCGCUCCGCCCACUGCCGACAGGCCGGUGAUUGUUAGGGUUAAGCGAAAAGUUUCUCAGUCUGCGCUGGAUGCUUUUUGGCUGGAAAUCCAUGAGAGGCCAUUUAAGCGGCCGUUGAUCGAUUUCGGGAAGCUAUCAAUAGCUGAUGCUUCUUCGAGUCAAGUGGAGGCAUUGAAGACACAGAAAAUCCUGGUACGACAUGUGGAGACAGUUACUAGCUCCAAGGAUACAUUUGACAUCCUGCGAUCUUUCGUGCCUAAUUCAUCUGACGAGUUGAAAUCAGAAGAGAAAAUUGAAGAACGAAAGCGAACUUUGAAGACUGUUGAUAAACAAGGUCAGCUAUUGGACAAAGCAAGACAGAGACAAGAGGUUACAUCAAGAAAUGCUCGUUUUGAGCAAAUAUGGAGAAGCAGAAAGGUGAAGAAAGACGAUCCGGAGGAUGAAACUAUAUAUGAUAUGUGCCGACUCUAUGAUGUUGUUAGGGUUGAUGUUGAGGAGCACAUCGUUGAGGUGAAAAAUCAGAAGGAAGCAGAUAUGGAUGAUUACAAGAUAAUGGCUGAAUUCUUGCCUCUCCUGAGAGAAGUUUUGCCAACUGCUGCUGAGGAGAUUGAACACGAUAUUCAUGAUGUUAUGUCCAAACAAGAUGGUUAUGUGUAUGACGUCUAUACUGUUGAGGAGGAUGUAAAUGGGAUGGAUGCUGAUUAUACUAGCCAAAUUCCGAUGAUUCAAGUUGAUGAUGAUGAAGACUUCUAUGAUGGCCCGGAUGAUCCAGAAUAUGAAAGCGAUGAUUCUAAUGGUGAAAACAAUCCCCUGAAUGAUUAUCCGGAGGAAGAGACAUCUGAGGAGGAGGAGGAUGACGACGAUGAAGCCACAAGCAGGUCAUCUGAUGACAAAUCAGAGGGUGAGAGCACAACUUCUGGAAGCCAAUCUGAAGAUCUCGAAAACAGAAGCCAAGUAUCAUAUGGUCUGUCUCACAUGGGUUCGGAGCCGUAUGACUGGUCAGACUAUGGUGGUGAAGACUUUGAAGACUUGGGGGGAGAUGAAGAAUCAUAUUGAUGAUGGUGAGGAAGCAAGUUUGAGCCGUGUUUUGGAAUCAUAUUAGACACUACGUAGUGUGAAUCACCCUCGUACGUCCACUGUUAGCUUGUCUAGAAACCGGUGCUCUGACAUGUUUAAAGACUUGUUAAUGGGUUUGCAAACUAGUGGUGCGUAUUUUAAAUGACAUCGUCAAUAUCAAUA
Molecule: messenger RNA, 1473 nt
Organism: Salvia miltiorrhiza (redroot sage)
Lineage: Eukaryota; Viridiplantae; Streptophyta; Magnoliopsida; Lamiales; Lamiaceae
Product: RNA-directed DNA methylation 4
Exons: 10
Coding region: 220-1290 (356 amino acids)
Source: RefSeq, a predicted model, not a curated record